UCCGUCUCAUGUUGAGAGAGCUCGGCAUUUAGCCUUGAUACUGUAGACAGCAUAACUAAUAAACCUGAAUUACUAAAACAGUGGUUUUGUUGUAUACAACUUUUGAGGCGUUAAUGUCAAUUUAACCUAGGUCUAAAAAUAUAAUUAUUGUCAUCUUCAACCUAGAGCGUAACCAGGAAGUGAGUGUGCGCUCUGGAGACGAGGGGAGCUUUGGUGUGGAGGAGUGAUUCUGGAUAAACACUUUCACUUGAAAGUCGCAGCUACAUGGUUUUCUUCAAAGUAGUCAUGGCCCACGGAAGUCGCCUUCCAAGACCCGGGGAUUAUGAUAUUAGUGCUGUAAUGUCUUUGUCAGAAUGAGUAAGGAGAACCUCAGCGACUGGCCCCCAUCCCAGACCUCUGCAGAGGAGGAAGAGGAGGAGGAAGAUGAUGGGGAGCCCAAGGUGUGUCAGGUGUGUGGAGAUCGGGCUACAGGCUAUCACUUCAACGCCAUGACAUGUGAGGGCUGCAAGGGAUUCUUCAGGCGUGCCAUGAAGCACCCCACUAAGUUCUGCUGCCCGCAGCAGGGUGUCUGUGUCAUCACCAAGAACAACCGCCGCCAGUGCCAGGCCUGUCGACUCCACAAAUGCCAGUCCAUAGGCAUGCUGAAAGAGUUGAUCAUGUCAAAGGAGGCUGUGGAGAAGAGGAGGAGUCAGAUCAGGAGGAACAGGAUGGUUGAAGAGCCCCCGGUCCUCUCGCCACAACAGGAAGCUGUCAUACAGGAACUGUUCAACGCCCAUGAAAAGACCUUCGACGUCACCUUUUCCCACUUCCAGUUCAGGCCCAUCGACAGAGACCUCAACCCCAUGUCUGUGUGGAACCAGACUGCCAGUGGGCAAAGUGCAAAACAGACUGGAAGAAUGGAUAACUUGUCAUCAUCUUACUCCACUUCCACCUCCACCAGCUUAUCCUCUUCCUCCUGUUCUUUAGAGGAUGAGGAGGACAGGAGUGAUGGAGGGAAGAAUACAGUUUUCACCACUCUGCCCGAUGUAGCUGACCUUACCACCGACAUGGAGGAGAAGGAGGAGGAGAAGGAGAAGAAGGAGGGCAGGAGUGAUGGGGGGAAGAAUACGGUUUUCACCACUCUGCCCCACAUAGCUGACCUCACCACCUACAUGAUCCAAAACAUCAUCAACUUUGCCAAAGGACUCCCCUCCUUCAGGGCCCUGGCCAUAGACGACCAGAUCUCUCUGUUGAAGGGGGCCAUGUUUGAGAUGAUGCAGAUCCGCUUCAACAUGAUGUUCAAUGUCAAGACGGGCAUCUGGGAGUGUGGUCCCCUGACAUACUGCAUGGACGACGCUGUCCGGGCUGGGUUUCAGCGCCACCUGUUGGACCCUCUGAUGCGGUUCCACUACACCCUGAGGAACAUACAGCUGCAGGAGGUGGAGUAUGUUCUCAUGCAGGCCAUCUCCCUCUUCUCUCCAGAUCGUCCGGGUGUGAUCAAUCAUGGUGUGAUUGAUAGUCUGCAGGAGAAGCUGGCUAUUGCGCUGAAGGUCCACAUCGACUCCAAGAGGGCCAAGCCUGAGAAACACCUGCUGUACCCUAAGAUUCUGGCGUGUCUGACGGAGAUGAGGACUAUGAAUGAGGAGUAUACCAAACAGGUUCUGCAGAUUCAGGACAUCCAGCCAGGCAACUCAUUUGACCCACUCAUCCUGGAGGUGGUCAGCAAGGACCCCUGAGACAGACACACCCAGACAGGCAGCAGCAGGGAUGCCUAAAUCACUUUCCGUCAGGUUUCAACAAGGACAUCUAGGGAGAAUCUCAAUUACAUACUCCUUGUGUCCUCUCUCCUCGACUCCUUCUCAAAACCCAUUGGAUGAAAGAGCCAGACGUCCCUCCCUUCUGACCUUCUCUUCUAAUGGGUUUUGAGAAGGAGGCGAGAAGAAAGGACGCAAGGAGUAUGCAAUUGAGAAAAGGACCUAAAUUACUUUCAGACAGCUUAAUCCACUUUCCUCAGCCCGAUAUACAGAACGGAUGCCUAAAUAAUUGUGACAGGCUUCAACAGAGACAUGUAAAACUGCCUAUGGGGUGAUUGAAUCAUUUUCCCUCUCAAGAAUGUAGAUUUUAUUUUAUUCAAAAUAUAUCAAAAUAUAUCAAAAGAGCUAUACGUAGUUUUUUAAUGUGUGCUUGCUUGUAUGUUUUUUUCUUUCAUCAUUCAAUUAUGCAUAUUGCCAACGCAAAAUGAUUGUCAGAGACUCAGACAAUUGUGUUUAAAGCACUAAUGCAAAAUUAUCUUAUACAGGACUGAAGAAGGGGGUGUCCCCUAUGGUUCUACAGAGGUUUAAGGAGGGAUUUUGUUUUCUGUGAUAAACACUCUUUGGCUGCUGUAUUUCCUAAAAGCUGGUCAAGUGCCUCCUUAAUUGUGAGACAAAAUCAAUCUAGUACAUAUCAAUUUAUCCUGAUCGCAGAAAUGUCACAGGUGAAAAGAACACACUACAAUCAGAAUCUAAAUGUGAAAUACAUCAUCUUAUAUGUAUUGUUAAUGUUACAAAUGAUGCAGGUACCUGUAUUCUGUGUUUUAGUGUAUUUGUGUUUUUGCCUUGUGACGUGAAUGUUUGGUUGUGUUUUUUUCUAGACAUGUACAGACGUGUGUUUGGCUGUGUGAGCGUUGGGUCAUGGUUGUUGUUGGUGUUUUCUGCCUUAAAUAUGUAUCUUUCUGUGUGCUGUAACACUAGUAGACACACAGGACCCUCCAUGGCCAGAACUUUAUGACCUUUGAACUUUGUUUUGACCUACUAGUCCUACCUCACAUGACCUCAGGUCUACAAUUCCUUAGGCUUUCCUCCUAUUAGUGUAUGGCCACACAAAGAUUUGGUGUCUGAAAUGUAUGGAUUGAGACAAUAGUUUUUCAAUGGACGUCAUCAGAUAAUGCAGCCUGGUCUCGUAGACUAGAUGUAACAUAUUAAAAGCAAAUAUGGCACACUCAAAUGAGUAUGAUAGGUUACAUUUGGUAUGGUUACAUAAGACAGAUGGAUACUUAAGGCAAAAACAAAAGUAGGGUGAUUGGUGUAUAUCGCAAAAGUUGCAAGUUCGAAUCUCAUCACGGACAAUUUUAGCUAAUUAUCAACCUUUCAACUAGUUUUUAGCUACUAUGCAACUACUUCGCAUGUUAGCUAACCUUUCCCCUAUCCCUAACCCUUUAACCUAACUCCUAAACCAAACACCUAGCCUAGCUAAUAUUAGCCAGCUAGCUAACAUUAGCCACCUACCUAGAAUUCGUAACAUAUUGUACAUCAUACAAAUUCGUAGCACAUUGUAUAUUUUUCUAAUUUGUAACUUAUCAUACGAAAUGGGUGAUGGACAACCACAAAUUAAUACAUAUCAUACAAAACAUAACAUAUCAUACUAAAUGGAGUGUCUCAGAUUUACGUACAGAAUAAUAGGAAAUGCUUUGAGACCAGGUUGGAUAAUGGAUGAUAAUCUAAAAAAAACACCCAAGAUGUCUGCCUUGCAUGUGUAUGUAACUCAUCCAUUAGUAGUAGAACUUUGACAUACAAAAACGGACAAUGGUGAAUGCAUUUGCAUUUUCAUGUCUCAACUGAAAAUCGCACUUUUUAAAAGUUAAUAUUCUGUUAACUAAUGCGUCAUACCCAAAUAAUGUUGUUGACUCAUCCUAUACAAAGCAUAAAUUGGAGAAAAACACUUCAAACACCCCACCUCAAACUUGUAUCUCAAACAGUAUUUAAAAAAUGCUUUCCUCAUAGAUGAUGUCAUCACAGGUGGUCCUAUGUGUCUCAGUCAAUAGAGUAUGGCGUUUACAAGGGUUGUGGGUUUGAUUCCCGCUGGGGCCACCCAUAUGUAAAAUGUAUGCACGCAUGACUGUAAGUCGCUUUGGAUAAAAAUGUCUGCUGAAAUGUUAUAUUAUCAGCAGUCUACUCACAUUUUCUGAAUUACCGGUAUACGCCCACUCCAUUCCAACACAGAAAAUAUGCUUUUUAACGUAAGUAAUUACCAUUUUUGGGAAAGAAAACUAUUUCACUCAUAUUGUAAUUAAUUAUAGGUCAUAUUUCAUAGAAAUAUGGAAACACUGGACAGUUAUUAGCUGUUGUAUGUUAAAAUAAAAGUUAUACAUUUAAAUUAUGUUAGCCUGAAGUGCUCUCUUCUAUCAAACCCUCAAAUAAAAAGGAAUCUAAGUUUGACUAUAACAGAACCAUGUAAAACAGGGCUGGGCAACAUACGGCCCAUGGGCCGGAGACCAUUCAGUCUGUCCCACGGGAGGUUUGAGUCAUUUGGAAUAUUAGUAUUUUGGGUUAAAAAAACACUCCAGGCUCUUGAACACCUAAACAUACAUAAAAAGUAUGUUGAAAUUAUAAUGGACCUAUAUGUUUUUAAAUAACUGCCCUUUUCCAGGCCCGCAAAUGCCUUUUGACGAACAAAUCGAUCCCAAACCAAUCCUCCUCUGAAUUUUGAAAUCCCUUAUUGCCCACCCCUGAUGUAGAUUGUGUGGCUGGAUGAAGUGGAUGGGCUGUGGCCACAUGUGGCUAGUCAUCUACUGUAGUGUGUUGUUAGUCAUAGCCUGCUGUUCUACUGUACAUACUGAGCUCUACGACAGAUGUCACAACAGGGCAAGAGCACACACACAGACACACAGGCAGAGGUCAAGGCUUGUUCAUUUCCAGGCUAUCCUACUCUUUAUUUAAUGCAAAUGACAGUACCAGGAAACCAGGGAACUAUUCCUCAGGGCACGCAGGGGGAAGUAUUUACAGGGGCGAACAUUUAGGAUACCUUCACAGAACAAAAAAAAACAA
Messenger RNA from Salvelinus namaycush (lake trout), 4784 nucleotides. It is a transcript of the gene nr1i2, whose product is annotated as nuclear receptor subfamily 1, group I, member 2. The transcript has 9 exons. Gene Ontology annotation, biological process: positive regulation of transcription by RNA polymerase II; negative regulation of transcription by RNA polymerase II; cell differentiation. NCBI's taxonomy places the organism in Eukaryota, Metazoa, Chordata, Actinopteri, Salmoniformes, Salmonidae. Bases 354 to 1715 code for a protein of 453 amino acids. The record is from RefSeq and is a predicted model, not a curated record. Gene Ontology annotation, molecular function: zinc ion binding; nuclear receptor activity; RNA polymerase II cis-regulatory region sequence-specific DNA binding.